Mytilus trossulus (common blue mussel) is the source of this 882-nucleotide messenger RNA. RefSeq lists its product as uncharacterized. The transcript has a single exon. The record is from RefSeq and is a predicted model, not a curated record. Gene Ontology annotation, molecular function: protein binding. Lineage: Eukaryota; Metazoa; Mollusca; Bivalvia; Mytilida; Mytilidae. The coding region runs from base 1 to 882 and encodes 293 amino acids.
AUGAAGACGUUUGGAAAAGUUGUUUUGGAUUCCAGUGCAUGUAAUAUACCAAUUCAUAAUAAAGGAAACAUACAAGCUCAGAUAAUUGUACCUCCGCAAACAAACAAGUUUGAUAAAGUUAGUCUCAAGUUUAAACAAACAAUACAAACAAAGCUGACAAGCGUCCGAGGCUGUACUUUCCUCCCUGAUGGUAAGAUGGUAUUAGCGUGUCGAAGUCCUAGUAAUCAGAUGAAGGUGUUCAAUCCAGACGGAUCAGUAGAUUUCGAUCUGAAAGAAAUUGGAUUUGUUUGUGACGUGGAAUAUGUGGGAGAUAAUUCGGUAGCUGUAACAUAUGGUAGAAAAUCCUUAAAAAUUAAUAUUAUCGAUGUUCAAACCAGAAAACUAAUGAAAGCAUUGUACGUCGGCUCUAGCAACAAUGGAGUAACAUUCAAAGGUGGAAAAUUGAUUUAUUGUGCAGGAGAUCAGGGACUAAACAUGAUCAGUCUCAGUAAUGAAUCUAUCACCAGUAUCACCACUACUAAAAUGUCAAGUGAUGCCUGUGUAGCUUCCCAAGGUAACAAGCUGUUCUACACAAACGAAGAUAAUCACAAUGUCAAAUGUUGUGAUAUCCAAGGUAAAACACUGUGGACAUUCAAGGAAAAACGUACUCUAUCCUAUCCAAUGGGUAUAUCUGUCGAUAAUGGUGGGAAUGUAUAUGUAGCGGGAUUUUCGUCUCACAAUGUGGUCGUUAUUUCCACAGAUGGUCAACGCUGUAGACAACUUUUAUCGGCGAAAGAUGGUCUUCACUGUCCAUCAGCUGUUGUGUACGAUCGAACGAACAAUAAACUUCUAAUUUCUAAUUAUAACGGAAGCGCUUUUGUGUAUGAUGCAGUAGGAGAAUAA